Molecule: messenger RNA, 1626 nt
Organism: Effrenium voratum
Lineage: Eukaryota; Dinophyceae; Suessiales; Symbiodiniaceae
Source: the annotation of a GenBank genome assembly
AGCUCAAGGGGACGGGAGCCGCACAAGGAGAGCUUGGGUAUCGCUCUCCGGUCUGAAGCCGCAAGGGUAUCGCGUCAUGAAGCGACCAUUCGAGUAUGGAACCCCUGGCUUCACCAUGGGAGGUCCUGCAAAAGCACCCAGAUCUGCCGGCAUGGCUAUCAAGAUGCUGGUGGCACCAAAGGAAGCAUCCACGCUCAUUGGCAAAGGUGGAAUGACCCAAAAGCAAAUAGCGGAGACGACGGGGUGCAAGAUUCACCUCAGUGGAAUCAAUGAGCUCUACCCUGGAACGCAGAUGCAAGAAGUCCACGUGCGCGGGGACGGCGCGGAGGUGGUGGCCAACGGAGUGUUGCAGCUGCUAACGAAGCUGGCUGAGGAAACUGGCAAAGUGCUGGGCGGCGAGUGGGACGUGGAGGAGGGAGGCGCCCGAGUUCAUUUCAUAGUGCCCACCCAAGCCGCCCGAGCCAUCAUCGGCAAAGGCGGCGAGAACAUCAAGGCUUUGCGGCAAGCUUGUCAAAUGAAGGUGCACGUGGAGGAUACGGUGCUUGGCCACGGGGAUUUGGCAGAGCAGGUGAUUUCCUUGGCGGGGCCCUUGUUGAACAUGCACAACGCUCUACCAAUGAUUCUCGAAAAGGUGGCGGAGCUUGCGGUUCAGCCAUUUUUUGGCAACUGGGUGUUCAGUUGCCUUUCCGCUCCCAAAGGCGGAGGCAAGGGAAAAGGCGACUUUGGCAAAAUGGCGCUUGACAAUGGCUUCAAAGGCGGCGGUGGCUACGGGGGCUACGACGGCUUCAAGGGAAAGAGCAAAGGCAAAGAUCCCAUGGCAAUGGGCAUGGGUGGCGGCAUGGGUGGCGGCAUGGGCGGCUGCAUGGGUGGCGGCAUGGGUGGCAGCAUGGGUGGCAGCAUGGGUGGUGGCAUGGGUGGUGGCAUGGGUGGUGGCAUGGGUGGCAUGGGCGGCGGCAUGGGUGGCAUGGGCGGCGCUGGCAAGGGCAAGAGCGAUUAUCCAUCCCAUGGAAAAGGAGCUGCUGCGACCCAGGAGAACAUCGACAUGCUGUCACACGCCAUGUCCGCUAUGCCGCCCAGCCUCGCAAAUGCGACCGACAGAUCACAGGUGCUUCAGCUGAACAUCGCGGCGGGCUACGUCAGUGCGCUAAUCGGCAAGGCCGGCAUGGGCACGAAGCAGAUUGCCAUCAACACCGACACCAAGAUCAUGAUCCGGGAGAUCGAGGGCAAUCCGAACGAGAAGACGGUGGUGAUCAAGGGCAACGCUGUGAAUGUGGCAUCAGCUUAUUUGCACGUAGCCAGCCGCAUGUCGAACAUCAUGCAGACGGUGGGUCCAGAUGGGGGUGCCGGCGGCUUGUCGUAGGCUGGCCGCUGACAGCUUGGGUAUGAUCUGAGUCUGAGUCGCAGUUUGGCACAAAAAGUGCCGCGGCGAAAUGAAUGCUCCCGGCCAGUUUGCUGCAAGCAACUGCCGACGGCAUAGAGCGCAAUGUGCCGGUUGCGUUUUGGAUACGUGUGGCAAAGGGCAAAGGCAGAUUUGCCGGUCACAUGUCCAUAGAUACGUUCCGUACGUUCAUCUUAUGUGGCGUGGUGGUGGCUAGGCCAACAAUUCUGAAGGUGGGCGGUAGGAGA